Molecule: messenger RNA, 774 nt
Organism: Chenopodium quinoa (quinoa)
Lineage: Eukaryota; Viridiplantae; Streptophyta; Magnoliopsida; Caryophyllales; Amaranthaceae
Product: replication protein A 70 kDa DNA-binding subunit D-like
Exons: 7
Coding region: 1-774 (257 amino acids)
Biological process (GO): DNA replication; DNA recombination; DNA repair
Cellular component (GO): nucleus
Molecular function (GO): DNA binding
Source: RefSeq, a predicted model, not a curated record
AUGGUUAGGGGACAACGAAUCCAAUUAAAGAUUUGGGAUAAUGUAUUUCUUGAUUAUUCAAGACAAAUAGACCUACUUGCUGAUUCUACUAAGCCUUUUGGUAUAGUUGUUACUUCAACAAUGGUCAAAUAUUUUAAUGGGAAAAUUAGUCUAAAUACUUCUACAUCAACCAAAAUUUAUAUUGAUCUUCAAAUUUCUGAGGUUGAUGAAUUGAAAUCUUUAUGGAGUGAGAAGUUAGAUAAUGCUACCAUUGGAAAACUUGAAAUUCAACAUAUCAACAUUGGACUGGAAGAAAUCAACUCUAAAAAAGUUGAUAUUUUAACGCUUACGAAUCAUGAUUUGAUCUUCUAUUGCAUGGCUAAAGUGGAUACAAUUAUGAGUGAAAAUAGUUGGUAUUAUAUCUUAUGCCCAACAUGUAAAAGACGUAUCACUCCAAGAAAAACAGAUUUUUGGUGCAUUCCUUGUGAGAAACAAAUUGAAAGGCCCACCCCAAGAUAUCGAUUGGAGCUUAGUGUUAUCGAUCAUAGUGGAUCAACAAUAUUUGUAGUUUUUGAUGAAGAAGCUAAGAAACUAAUAGGACAAGAUGCAAGUACUCUUUUUGAGGCUCAUACUUAUGAAAAGAAUAAAGAUGUCAUAAAAGAUAAUGAAGAUACUUCAAAAGAUGAAGCUACAGUCAUUGAAGAAACCGCAAAACGCCCUUUUAAUAAUAUCGAUUCAACGGAAAAGGAUCACGAUUCAUCCAACCAAAUCACAUCAAAGAAGAUAAAGGUUUAG